CAAUCCGUUCCAAGAUCAAACUGAUAAAGCACCAAAGUGAGAAAAGGCAACAUACAAAGCAACAAAAAAAGUUUUUGCUUAAUAUUACUCUAAUUUGUUUAGUGAAAAACAAAAGCCAAUUAUGCCAAGCCUCACAUGUUAAGACAUGGCUCAUUAAAUGCUAUAAAAAGUUGCGUGGGUACAUACAUUUCCAAGCAACUCUUAACUGGAUUGUUUGUGUCACUGUUUUUGAAAUGCUUAAAUAUUAUUUUGUGGAAUAAAAGGGAACUCAAUAAGAUUGUAUAUGUGUACUGUUUUCUUAUUGCUCAUCUGUUGUGUGUAUUUGGCCUAGCCAGAAUUUGUGUUCUCAAAAGGCCAGCUCAGCACUAAUAGAGGAAAGAAGAAAGAGGGAGGGACAGAUCAUGGAGCGAGGGAUGACCAAGGAGGGUUGGAUUGAGAGAAUGGUCAAAAUAGUUCGACACUGAUGUGAAAGGGAAAGAUUCAGGGCUGCAUAUAAAUCUUCAUUGAUUUGCUUUUCUUCUUGAUAGUCAAAUUAGCUGUAACUGUUUUUGUUUUAUUUAUACUGAGACUCUUAAUUUUUCUAAAGACAACUUUAUUGCUCUACUAAACAGAUGUUAAUCUAGACCACACAGAGGGGAUCCCUGGAAAUUCAAACAAUUUUGUUUGUUGGAGAAGACGUGGUUUCAGAUGCAAAGAAUGGGAGGAUGAAACAAGGACGCCCCCUAAGAAUCCGAUUAGGAGCUAGUCAACAAUGACAAGUGUGCCUACUGUUUGGUUUGAAACAGACAAGGGUCUUUCCUCCUCACAUAAUUCUUCAUUUACUGGCUCCUGCAAUAUUGACGAGUCCUACAAGUACAUAUUCCUUCCUAUUUGCUACUCCUUUACCUUUGUCUUCAGCAUAAUCCUUAACUUUGUAGUUCUCUACCGUUCAUUUCGACGCACCAGGCGCUGGAAUGCUUCCCUGAUUUACAUGGUGAACCUGGCCACGACGGACUUCAUGUAUGGUUUGUCCCUGCCCUUUUUGGUUGCCAGUUAUGUCAUGCGGGACGACUGGGUGUUUGGAGACUUCAUGUGCCGUCUAGUGCGUUUCCUCUUCUACUUCAACCUCUACUGCAGCAUCUUCUUCCUCACUUGUAUCUCAGUGCACCGCUACCUUGGCAUCUGCCACCCCAUGAAGACCAUCACCUUGGAGACCAAACGAGCAGUAAAGGGGACUUGUGUUUUGGUGUGGAUUGCUGUUUUUGCACUAACAUGCCCAAUUUUUCGUUUUGCACAGACACAGUAUCUUCCACGGGAAGGUAAGGGCUCAAGGGAGGAGGUGUUCAAUAAUUGCUGGGACGACGCAAUUGAUAGAGAGUUCCAUGAUUACAUUCCUUACGGGGUCACACUUCAUUUCCUAGGGUUUUUUGUGCCUUUUACCAUCAUUGCCUGGUGCUACUCGCGAGUGGUGUUAACAAUAUUUCAGACACUGCACUCUCAACCUCCUCAGAGAAUCAGAAAUGGGACAGGGUGUGAAAGUGUCGAAGUGAUCAGUGGAGAGGGCAUGUCAAUCAUCUUGGGGGCUCAUUCUCCCUACAUCAACAGGCGGCGCAAGUCCAUCAAGACCAUCAUUACUAUCACUCUCCUCUUUGUCCUUUGCUUCUUCCCCUUCCAUGUCACUCGCACCAUUUUCCUACUGCUGAAAGUGACGAGUAGGGUGCAGUGCCACACCAUGCGCAUGGUUUCCAUGUGUUAUAAAAUCACCAGACCGCUGGCCUCGUUCAAUGCGUGGCUGAAUGCACUGCUUUAUUUUCUUACUAAAGAGAAAAAUGCGCCCUGCUGUCAAAAACCUGAACAUGCCCAGCAUGGCCUGCUAUGGCCACUUAGGAUGCUGGGAAAAGGAGAGGAAGAGGAGAAUGAAGUUGAGGAGACAAGGAACCACAAGGACAAUGGGUCAACAGUUGAAAACAAUAUACAGAGGUCUACCUUAAGGAAUGAGCAUGUAAACAAGUGAAACUGGUGGACCUGGCUUUAUAUGGGAUUCAUUUGAAACAAAUGGAUGUUUUUGUUAUAAUAUCUGUAUAUUGUUUUUGUAACUCUGUGUAUUCACAUUAAACAUGGAGGAUCUUGUUGUUGUGUCUUUUCAAGACCCCUUACAGAUUGUUUUACUUUUUGAUUGAUUGGAUGGUUAAUUAGUUCUUGUAAAAAAUAUAUUAAGUUUAAUAUUGAUUUAGUGUAUAAUAAUUGCAAAAACACAUAGAAUAAUAAUCUAAUUCAUAGGGUGUCUCAAGUUUGCAGUUUUUGGCAUACCUCAGGGUGGACACAUUAUGUGCAGGAACUAUGUUUAGUGCUGUCAUGGAUUAAUAUGUCAUGUUGUGAAUAAUUAAACUGUUUUAAUAAACAUGUUCUGUACCUGUUUAAUUGAAAAUCAAAUUAUGACUGUGAUCUUUUAAAAUCGCUAUACAUUAUUAAGCACUAUUUCAGAUUUUCAUGUCUUUGUGUGAGUAGAGUAUAUAAAUGUGUUGUAGAAUAAACUUC
Molecule: messenger RNA, 2517 nt
Organism: Carassius carassius (crucian carp)
Lineage: Eukaryota; Metazoa; Chordata; Actinopteri; Cypriniformes; Cyprinidae
Product: P2Y purinoceptor 3-like
Exons: 2
Coding region: 752-1993 (413 amino acids)
Biological process (GO): G protein-coupled receptor signaling pathway; positive regulation of hippo signaling
Cellular component (GO): cell junction; plasma membrane
Molecular function (GO): oxysterol binding; G protein-coupled receptor activity
Source: RefSeq, a predicted model, not a curated record